Perkinsus marinus ATCC 50983 is the source of this 939-nucleotide messenger RNA. RefSeq lists its product as hypothetical. The record is from RefSeq and is a predicted model, not a curated record. Lineage: Eukaryota; Perkinsozoa; Perkinsida; Perkinsidae. The coding region runs from base 1 to 939 and encodes 312 amino acids. The transcript is spliced from 4 exons.
AUGCGUAAGCUGGAUGGGGUGAAAUCUUGUCCUGGAAAGCCCUGGUUCUCUGCAUCUCAUGUCGGAGCUGCAGUUAGCGAGAAGAGACUGAAAUGGAAGGCAUUCCUAUCUAGGAAGACGCCAGAAGCUUUCAAGUCAUACCGCGAAGCUCGCAGUAACAUUGAGAACGCGGAAGCUCAACACGCUGUUGGGGAUGUCAAGCGCCUCAUCAACGAGUUGAAAUCUGGUCUAGGCUUCACACUGACCCACAGACGACAUGAUCUCCUCUCUCCGCAGGUCUUUGCAAGUCAUUUUACGCAACUAUUUGCUCCGAAAACUUGCACUCUACCUGCCCUUGAGCCAGUCGACCUUCCAAUAGAGCGCACGGGAGGGGAUGACAUCACUUUGGAUGAGGUGAAGGACUCUCUCUGCUCUAUGGAUAAUGGUAAAGCUCCCGGAGCAAAUGGGGUGCUCACAUCAGCUUUGAAAGCCGGUGGUGAGCAUUGUCUGAGGAUCUUACACCGCUUGUGCAAAGAGUGGUGGAGUGAACCGGAGACUAUUCCCAGAGCUUUAGGACAUUCCAUUAUUAUCCCUUUCUAUAAGAAAGGUGAUAGGAAGGUAGCAGGCAACUAUAGGGGGAUAAAUCUGCUCGAUCAUAUCGGCAAGGUUUAUUCCGGAGUUUUGGGGCAGAGGCUCAAGCCUCUAGCAGAGAGUUUCGUUGGAGAGAAGCAGUUCGGAUUUCUCCCAGCGAAGGGCACUCUAGAUGCGGUUCACGUACUACGUCGAUAUUUGAAAGCAGCCUUCGAUAAAGUACCUCGUCCUGCGAUCUGGAGAGCUCUCAGGCUAGCCGGAUGUGAUGAGAAGCUCAUUUCAGCUAUCGAAUCACUACACCAUAUGGGAACUAGACAGGGGUGCCGAAUAGCGCCUCUUCUAUUCAUCAUCUUCAUGGGAAAUGGGUGA